This is a messenger RNA of Triticum turgidum subsp. durum (durum wheat), 1374 nucleotides long. NCBI's taxonomy places the organism in Eukaryota, Viridiplantae, Streptophyta, Magnoliopsida, Poales, Poaceae. The record is from the annotation of a GenBank genome assembly.
AUGAAGGCAAUGCGCAAAAAGGAGGCAACAGCAACGGCUUGUUCUGAAGACGACCGUAAAGGUGUACAUGGUAUAUCCAUGAAUGGGCAAUACGAUCCUUGGAAUCCUGCCUACCCUCCACGUGAUCCUAGUCCAUGCGAUGCUGACAUGGCCGCUCAUAUCGCACCAGUCAAGGAGUGGAUGGACAAAACAGAGGCUAUACUUGCUAACUCCAGAGCAACCAAUAUAAUCAUACCAGAUCGUACUCCGCAGUUCGUAAAUGAUGUGCUCUUCGAUAUAUUACCCGCCUUGGUGCCAAUCUUGGAAAAGGAUAAUGUCAGAUCUUUCCUUCGCUUCUUCAAUGAGAAUGGAAGGGCCAUGUCUUGGGGUUUCAUCAUCACGCCAGAAACUUUAAACCAGAUAAUCGUGUAUAAUGCAGUGCGAUGUGCCAAAGUUGUCUUGGUUGGUGAUGAUCCUGAGCUUCAUGGUUUCCGAGCCAAUCCCAACUGCAUGACACGAUAUGGGUACUUUUCCCUCCACCGAGCUGCUGAUAUGUUCUUUGUUGAUAUGAUUGAGUUGCUCUUGCGCCAUGGUGCGUCUGCCAAUCUACGCACAUCUGGUGAUCUAGUCCCUGCUGACCUACUCCCACUCCAUGUUGCGGUUGAGAACACUUCCAUGCAUAAGUACCUUGAGGACAGUCUAAAUCCUAGUCAACAGCAUGUGGACUGCAGCCAGGCAGACAUCAACUAUAUCCUCAAGCUCAUCCACAUCCUGUGCCUACCCGAAAUGAAAAUCUUCUUGGAUACAACUAGGCUGCUAGCCAAACACACAGAUGAUCUGUUAGAUGAGCUCUGCAAGUACAUAGUAGAUGGGCAGAUCGUCCAUACGGCUGUUUUGCUCCUAUCAGCUCAAAAGCAGAUCCGCGGGCUAUCUUCCUGCAAUGGAUGUGGGAGUAGUAAGAAAGAAGGGUUUGGUACUAUCACUAACUUUGUCGUGGACAACAUUACUGCUAUAAAGAUGCGCCAAAACAGACUGGAAAUGGAGCCACUAGAGGUGAAAAAGGAGCUUCUUGAUGUUACAUUGAAUCUUGUUCAUGUAAUUUUCAAAGCUGGUGAAGCUCUUGAUGUUUACAUAAGGUCUCAUCCAAAGAUUCCCUGUGUCAUGGAAGUGGCCCAUGCGGAGGUCUUUGAACAUGUUACGCUCAUUCUGAAGGAUCAUGGAUUUUUUUCUAUUGGAGAUGGCAUAGACAUUGGAAAUCUGUACUUCUCUACACACCCCUUCCAUUUCUUAGUUGAUCAUAACUUUUGCAUACUUAUGAUAGUCAUCUUUUUUCUUGUUCUUGAAGCCACCCCUAUUGGAAUGUGCUAUCCUCUCAAGAGCUACCUCGCAAAUUAG